This is a messenger RNA of Saccoglossus kowalevskii, 498 nucleotides long. RefSeq lists its product as uncharacterized. NCBI's taxonomy places the organism in Eukaryota, Metazoa, Hemichordata, Enteropneusta, Harrimaniidae. The record is from RefSeq and is a predicted model, not a curated record.
GUGAUAUCUGUGGUGUGUCAUGUGGGCACCAAUGAUUUAGGCAAUCAUAAUUGUGAAUACAUAAUAGUCAGCACUGGAAAAAGAUUUCCCAAAGCAAGAAUAGGAACAUCAGCAAUUCUACCAAGAGGAGGAAAUGAUGGUAUCAAUAAUGAUAUCAAGCACAUAAAUGAUGAAGUGAAAGAUUACUGUCACAAAGAAGACAGUGUAUUCAUAGUCCAUCAUAAACUAUCACUCAGCAAACAUUUAUUUGCUGAUGAUGGGAUUCAUAUCAAUACUGAUGGUGUCAAACUAUUAGUAGCAGAUAUGAACAGGUCGAUGAGGGGAAAGGAUACCAAAAACAGAUCACACUAUCAACACAGAGACAGACAUCCAGCCAGUCAGUCAGCUAAUCUACAGAGGUUACAACAUACACCAUUAUGUAAGAAACAAAAAUACCACAAGAAAAUAUCAACCUGCAAACAGACAGCAAGAGACGAACCAGCAGCCGCCAGUGUAUAA